Coccidioides posadasii C735 delta SOWgp is the source of this 1604-nucleotide messenger RNA. RefSeq lists its product as uncharacterized. Gene Ontology annotation, molecular function: zinc ion transmembrane transporter activity. Gene Ontology annotation, biological process: zinc ion transmembrane transport. Gene Ontology annotation, cellular component: plasma membrane. The record is from RefSeq and is a predicted model, not a curated record. Lineage: Eukaryota; Fungi; Ascomycota; Eurotiomycetes; Onygenales; Onygenaceae.
UCAGCACCGUUUAGCGGUCGUUUCACGAAAAUUUCCGCCCUUCUGCGCGAUUUUUCCCGCUACCUGAGUUGCAUUGGGAGGGAAUUACCACAGUCCGGCUCUGCGUGCCAUUUCUGCGCAGAUCUCAGCCCGCUAAAUGUUUGUCAUGGGCGCAUUCACCAGCCGGCGAUUGAUUUCAUAAGAUGUCACGCCGCAGACUGGGGGGGAGAAUACCCGGUUGCAAAAUGCUUCAAGAAACAGGACCUCGCAUUUCCUCCUUAGCCGAUGUGCCUAUUUCUCUUCUAAAAGCAGAGUUGGAGAGACGGAGCUUAGAUAUACGAGCGCAGGGAGUUUCUCCGGGUCCAGCGCAGCCGAGCACACGACCAGCUUGCGGUAGUACGACGAAGGCAGGAUCUUAUAACACGCCAAUCCAUGUUUUUGCGCUAUUCCUUAUACUUAUCCUCAGCACGUUAGCAUGUUCAUUUCCAAUAAUUGCUCGCCGCUUUCCCCGUCUCCCUAUUCCCCGUCGCUUUCUCUUUUUAUCUCGACACUUCGGCACGGGAGUCCUCAUCGCAACGGCGUUUGUUCAUCUACUUCCGACGGCAUUCAUUUCUUUGACGAACCCAUGUCUCCCGCAUUUUUGGAAUAGGGGCUACCCAGAAACAGCUGGAUUAGUUGCGAUGAUUGCGGUGAUGAUUGUGGUUACUAUUGAAAUGUUUUUUGCGAUGAGAGGCGCAGGACAUGUCCAUGGAAGUGAAUAUGAUACAUUGAUGGAUGAGGUAUCACACCAUAACCAUUAUGAGGGUCUUGGUGUGGGACGCGACGAUACUUGUGGUUCUGGAACACAACACGGAACGCGCCAAAUGUCUCUUGGAUUUCGUCCAGUUCCAACCGCAUCUCGAGACAGCCUUAUCGACGGCGCCAGUCCGACGUUGGCAAAAGAUCCCGAAAAUCAGCGGCAGGGGGACGACGAGAACCUCCAACUUGAAGAGCUAGAUCCCUUCCCCGACGACUCUUCGGAGUUCAACGACUCCCCUACCAGUGAAGCUCAUCCAUCGCACCCCCGACCGCCCCCUCACCAUAGUCAUGGCCACGUCCAUUUCAGUGGUUCUCGCUCACAAAAGGCUCAAAAGCAGCUUAUACAAUGUCUUCUCCUUGAGGCCGGUAUUCUAUUCCAUAGCAUUUUCAUCGGCAUGGCUCUCAGCGUCGCCACUGGCGCGAAUUUUAUCGUCCUCCUUGUCGCAAUAUCCUUUCAUCAGACAUUUGAAGGCUUUGCGCUCGGCGCUCGAAUUGCCUCUUUGAUACCCGAUUUAUUCCCGGCUUCAUCGCCGAAACCGUGGCUUAUGGCUCUUGCAUACGGGACGACCACACCCAUCGGACAGGCGAUAGGGCUGGGAUUGCAUACGCUGUAUGAUCCCGCAAGUGAAAUAGGAUUGAUUACGGUGGGAAUGACAAACGCUUUCAGUAGUGGGUUGUUACUGUUUGCGGGGCUUGUGGAGCUUCUGGCAGAGGACUUCCUGAGUGAUAGGAGCUUCGAGACAUUGAGGGGGAGAAACAGAAUUGAAGCAUGCUUUGCAGUUGCUGGUGGUGCAGCACUUAUGGCGUUGGUGGGAGCCUUUGCAUGA